AUGAAUAGCAUUCCUAUCUGGGGCGUCAAAUUCUGGAUGGAGUCCCAAAAGCACAAAGAGAAACUCCAGGCCAAACAAGAAGACGCCACUGAAAAUAAAAGAGGCAAGAAAUCACCGAGGCAGUCAGUGAGGGUAAAGAGAAGAGCUUCGAUAAAGAAGAAGAUGUCAAUGAAGAAACUUGUAGUUAAGGAAGAGAGGAAAUAAGAGUGUGAAGGCUAAGAGACCGAGACUUGAGACUGAUGAUGAUCUGGAGAGAGCUGAUGAUCAGAGAAUUCUUAAUGUUAAGAAAACAAAGGUCAAUGUGCAAGCAAGGACAUUCUUCAAGCCAAGUUUUGCAGAUCGAAAGGAAAAUUUAGAGAAAUCAGCAACGAAGAUAAAAAUUGUUGAUUUUGGGACAAGAGAGAAGGUUAAUAGUUUAAAAAGUAAAUAUUUUGAUAUGCCUGCUGGAGAGUACUGGGAUUGACCAAUAGGAGGAGGGAUUAGAUCAAUGUACCAUUUGGGCAAAGCUGCUCAAAAACAAGCCUUAAAGAUAAUUAUUCCUCCUACUAUAAUUCUCAGAACUGAUCAUAAAAAUAUGUUUGUGUAUACAAAGCCUGCUACCAAAUGUGUAGCAGUGAUAAAGGAUUCCAUGACCCCUAAAAGAAUAAUGAAUUAUCUUAAAGACCACUUAAACAGAGGGGGUCAAAAUGAUCCUCAAAAUAAAAAUAAUAGGAUAAAGACAAGUGUUUAUCCUAAAUACAUCAUCAGAUAUGGAUCAAAGGUUGAUAGGAAUUACAUAUCUUUAUUCUAUAAGCUCUCAGAUGUCUACCAACAAAUCUUAGAGGAUUGGGGCAAGUAUGAUAUGGCAAUCCAACCUUUCCUGAUCUGAAAAUCCCGGAAGCCUAGUGUCAUCCGAUGUGAAGUAGACUCUAAGCAAAGAGUUAAGACAUUCUUCCUCAAUAGCGAUAAAGAUGUCAGCGACUUUCCAUAUUUAGACAAGAGUAAAAUUCUCAACAAAUGGAAAGAUCCCCUGCAAUUCGGAAAGAGCAAGGAGGAAGAGAAAGAUGAUAGUAGUAUAGUUCAAAAGAUCUCAGAUCUUCACCGAAUUCCUAAUUCUGAACUCAUUAACUACUUCUGUGUAAGCACAGAAAUGGAAGAGCCAGAAAUUAAUAUCAUGGCAUGUAGACCUUCAGUCUACCCAAAAGCCGAGGAAUGGGCUAGAGAGUCUGUAUGAGCUCUCGAGAGAACCUUCUUCAUGGGAGAAUACAAGGUUUCCAACUGGAUCAUUGAUUUUAUCCAAUGUGUUGAUGGCUUGACAUAUCUUUCACAAAUAAAGUCUUUCAAAUGUGAUAAAAUUCAGAAGUUAAACACUAUGAAGAAAAACUUGAUCAGCACUAGAGGAAAAUCUGCCAAAAAUACACUUAACUGGCUGUUUCUAAAGGGCUUAGGAGUAAAGAACAUUCAGGGAUCUCAAGAUUGCCAAUGUCUUAUCUUUUGUAGUGCAAUUCCGGAGAAAAUGUCCCAAAAUAUAUCCACAUUUUUCAAAGAAAAUUCAAUGAUUCCUUCGUUUCAUACAAAGCUGCUAGAAUGGACUUUGAUUGAGAGAUAUAAAAUGGAAUACAAGAAGGUAUGCCAAUCAGAUUCCUUUAAAGACCCUCACUUGCUCUUCCCUCUUCUUUACAUUGUAAAUCUGACCGAAGAGGAGAUCUCUGGGUUGGGCAAGCCCAAGAAGGAGUUCUCCAUCAUGAAAAUUCUUCUUAAUGUUCUCAAGAAAGAGGAUGAUAAAAAGAACAAGAGCCAAGCUCUUCAAGAGAAUGAUACUAUCAAAUCAGGGAAGACCAAGCUGAGAUCUUGCUAUUUAUGAUAUUGCUUCCUGAAGAUGCUUUAUAAAAAUCGUAACAAAGUGCUAACAUUCCAAACUCCUCAAACUAAUGCUACUAUUGCACAUCUUUCAUCUCAGAAUUUAUCUGAAUGGCCAAUGGAGAACUACCAGAGGCUGCUUAAUCUCUAUGUUCAAUGUAUAAAGAGAGCAUAUCAUGCAGAGUUAUUAGUGGAUCCAGACCAGAUCAAGAGUAGCAAAUAUAAGCCAAUUUCUAGGUCAAAAACGUAUUCGAGUCUGAGACCAAAAACUUCAAGAGUUAAGCCAAACUCUUUCAUUACCCCUAGAGAGGAGGAGAAAGGAUGCCAAAUAAAAGUCACAAAUAAUUUGAGCAUGAAUCCUCCUGAUAACUCAGCAGAUAGGAAGCAAUCAUCCAGUAAUUUUCUAUCAGUUCAGAUCAAUAAUGACCUUGAUGUCAACUCUGAUAUGCCAAUUGAGAUGACUCCAAGCGUACCUGCAGUACCAGCAAAUGGUAACAUAGAAAUCAUCAGAAAGAAGAAAAAGAAGAACAAGUCAACUUUGUUUUACAAGAGAAAAAAUUAUACCAAAUACCCCAAAGCUCCAGAUCAAAAGGAGUCUUUUUAUACUGAGAAGCCACUAGAUAGAAUGGAAAAGGUGAAAACAGAAGAAAAAAAAUCAGCACGGAAUAUGUCUAAUAUGAACCGUUACAGCUCCUCCGUACCUGAGUUAACCAAGGUAUAUCAACCUAAGGCUGGCUCUAAAAAUAAGCUGCGCCAUUCUAAAACAUCAAGAGGCUGCUUCAGAAAAAGAGUAGCAUCUUCACAAAUCCAGCAAAGAGAAAGUGGUCAUAAGGUAAGUACCAUCCGUUGUCUCUAAAAUUACCCAAUAGUUCAUCAAACAAUCAAUUUGCGACACAUCAAAAGUUCUUCUGAGAGUACUAAAAGGAAGAAAUUACUCAAACUUCAGCCUAUAAUUCAAUCUCAAACCACUAUCU
This is a messenger RNA of Moneuplotes crassus, 2813 nucleotides long. The record is from the annotation of a GenBank genome assembly. Lineage: Eukaryota; Ciliophora; Spirotrichea; Euplotida; Euplotidae.